CGGAGGGGCGGGUUUGUGCGCCGAGGCGAUAAAGCGCGGCGCCGGGGCGGCUCGGGGCUCUGCUCGCCGCGCCCCGACUUCGACCCCGUGCCCCAGCGCAGCAUCUCUGGGCGGCAGCGGCCGCAGCAUAUUUGAAGAGAAAAUGACAGUCGUUGGGACCCUGCGGCAGGUUGUGGGCCGGACGCUGCAGAGCCCAGCCUGUGGCUGUUGGAUGUCUGCCCUGCCCGUCCGGUUUCUGGGCACCUCCCCUCGGCAGAUCCCAGAAGAUGCCAGUUUCCACUGUGCCUCUUUCUCUGAGGCCGACCAGCCUCGUGUCCUAAUUACAGGGGGUCUUGGCCAGCUUGGUGUGGGGCUUGCUAACUUUCUGAGGAAACGAUUUGGGAAGGACAACGUGAUUUUGUCUGAUAUAAGGAAACCCCCCGAUCAUGUCUUCCGUAGUGGCCCGUUUAUCUAUUCCGACAUCCUGGAUUAUAAGAAUCUCCGGGAGAUUGUAGUAAACAACCGCAUCACCUGGUUGUUGCAUUACAGCGCUUUGCUCAGUGCGGUGGGAGAAGCAAACGUAUCCUUGGCCCGAGCUGUAAAUAUUACUGGAUUUCAUAAUGUGCUGGACGUUGCAGCAGAGCAUAACCUGAGACUGUUUGUGCCCAGCACCAUUGGAGCUUUCGGACCUACUUCUCCCCGGAACCCAACCCCAGAUCUCUGUGUUCAGAGACCCAGGACCAUCUACGGGGUGUCCAAGGUCCAUGCAGAGCUCAUGGGAGAAUAUUACUAUUACCGGUACGGGUUAGAUUUCCGAUGUCUGAGGUAUCCUGGGAUCAUUUCAGCUGAUUCCCAACCUGGGGGAGGGACAACCGACUAUGCGGUCCAGAUUUUCCACGAUGCAGUGAAGAACGGCAAGUUUGAGUGCAGCCUGAAGCCCAGCACCAGGCUCCCUAUGAUGUACAUUGACGACUGCCUCCGGGCCACCCUGGAGGUCAUGGAGGCCCCGGCAGAGGCCCUCUCCUUGAGGACCUACAACGUCACUGCCAUGAGCUUCUCCCCCGAGGAGCUGGCCCAGGAACUCCUCAAGCACGUGCCAGAAUUCCAGAUCACAUACAACGUGGAUGCCGUUCGGCAGGCCAUCGCGGACAGCUGGCCGAUGAAUUUUGAUGACAGCAAUGCUCGGAAGGACUGGGGGUGGAAACACGAUUUUGAUCUCCCAGAGCUGGUGACCACGAUGUUGAACUCCCAUGGUUCUGAUACCAGAGUUGCCCAAGCUAACUGAAGUCAUCAGUAGGAAGAGCACCUGUAUCGUGGGCAGCUGUCAGGGAAGCUUGUACUGACCCCAAGACUAUAGUCCCCAAGGAACGUAGAUGAUCUGGAGCUGAAGGACUAAUCGGACUAAAUUUUGCAGCUCAUAUUGAACUGCCGGAUGGAGAACUGGGUCGGCACUAGCAUUUUCCAUGUUGUAGGCUGGGUGGUUGGACUUUUAAAUAUUGGCUGUUUGCCUAAAUUUGUCCAAACACACGUAUCACAGAAUGAAGACUGAAGUCAUAAUAGCUCCCAUUUCCUUGGUUAAGGUGAAGUGACCAUUUCUGGGAAGGUGGACGUAUGUGAUGCUUGUAUUUAAUUAAAUUUCAUUUGGAUAUCA
This is a messenger RNA of Manis pentadactyla (Chinese pangolin), 1630 nucleotides long. Its product is annotated as L-threonine 3-dehydrogenase, mitochondrial. The record is from RefSeq and is a predicted model, not a curated record. Bases 143 to 1264 code for a protein of 373 amino acids. Gene Ontology annotation, biological process: L-threonine catabolic process. Gene Ontology annotation, molecular function: L-threonine 3-dehydrogenase activity. The transcript has 9 exons. Lineage: Eukaryota; Metazoa; Chordata; Mammalia; Pholidota; Manidae.